Molecule: messenger RNA, 621 nt
Organism: Elephantulus edwardii (Cape elephant shrew)
Lineage: Eukaryota; Metazoa; Chordata; Mammalia; Macroscelidea; Macroscelididae
Product: ras-related protein Rab-18-like
Exons: 1
Coding region: 1-621 (206 amino acids)
Molecular function (GO): GTPase activity; GTP binding
Source: RefSeq, a predicted model, not a curated record
AUGGACGAGGACGUGCUGACCACCCUUAAGAUCCUCAUAAUCGGCGAGAGCGGGGUGGGCAAGUCCAGCCUGCUCUUGAGGUUCACAGAUGAUACUUUUGAUCCAGAACUUGUAGUAACAAUAGGUGUUGACUUUAAGGUAAAAACAAUUUCAGUGGAUGGAAACAAGGUUAAAUUUGCAAUAUGGGAUACUGCUGGUCAGGAGAGGUUCGGAACAUUAACUCCCAGUUAUUACAGAGAUGCACAAGAUGUUAUAUUAGUUUACGAUGUCACAAGAAGAGACACCUUUGUUAAACUUGAUAAUUGGUUAAAUGAAUUGGAAACAUACUGCACGAAAAAUGACAUAGUAAACAUGUUAGUUGGAAAUAAAAUUGAUAAGGACAACCAUGAAGCUGAUAGAAAUGAAGGCCUGAAAUUUGCACAGAAGCAUUCCAUGUUAUUUACUGAAGCAAGUGCAAAAACCUGUGAUGGUGCACAAUGUGCCUUUGAGGAACUAGUUGAAAAGAUCAUUCAGACUCCUGAACUGUGGGAAAGCGAGAACCAGAAUGAAGGAGUAAAACUGUCACACAGAGAUGAGGGCCAUGGAGGAGGCACGUGUGGUGGUUACUGUUCUGUGUUAUAA